AUGGUUGAGCCUGGGCUUCAUAUUCUUUUUGACAGUGGCAAGGACAGCCCAGACCGCGGCGUUGUAGAAAUAGAUAUAGUCGCUGUACACGGGCUUAAUUUCAGGAACAACCCCGACCACGCGCGAGAUACUUGGAAGGCGAACGACACGUUAUGGCUAAAAGAUUUCCUACCUAACGAACUCGCAAAACCGGCCCGAGUGAUGCUAUUCUCCUACAACUCGAGCCCUGCAAUUGAUGCCGCGGCGACUAAGCUCGCCGACCAUGCCAAAAGCCUACUUCAAUGGCUCCACAUCGAGCGAAAGGACUCACCGCAAAGACCUCUUGUAUUCAUCUGUCACAGCCUUGGUGGUUUAGUGGUUAAGGAGGCUCUUGUCGAAGCAGCUUUAGACGUUACAUAUAAAUCUAUCGCUGAAGAAACCAGGCUACUCGUGUUUUUUGCUACUCCUCAUCGUGGCGGAAAUGGGGUUGGCAUUGGCGAAAUCGUCGCAAAAAUUGUUCGAGCUGGCUUACGAAAGCCAAAGAACGACCUCCUCGAUGCGCUCAAGAAGAAUUCCGAUAGUGCAACUAAACGAUUUGAACAAUCACGACACGUAUACGAGCGAUGCCUUGUUGUAAAUUUCUUCGAAGGAAGAUCGUAUGGGAAGCUCGGAAUCAUAGUUGAUAGGGAUUCCGCAACUCUCGGCCUCCCUGGAGCUCGUGAAAAGCAACUUCCAACAGAUGCUGACCAUAGUACUAUUUGCAAGUUUGAUUCAGUCGACACUCGUGCAUGUCAACUGGUUUUACGGACGAUUGUGACAGAGGUCGACCGUGCACUGGAAAUAGAAUUACGUUACCCAGCAUGUUUCCCAGGGAACGUUCACUGGCUUGUCCCCCGAUCCGUGAAUGCGCUAUUUACCGGUCGACAGAAGAUCAUCACGAAAAUAAAAAACGCCGUGAUCCCAUCUACCGCUCCUAGUGUUCAGAAGAGGUUUAUUUUGACCGGCAUGGGCGGUCAGGGCAAGAGUGAAAUCUGCCUCAAGGUGGCCGAUGAACUUCGCGAAAAGUUCUGGGGUGUAUUCUGGGUCGAUGUCAGCAGCGAUUCAACUGCCAAAGCAGGGUUUUCGAAAAUUGGAAAGAUGUUGAAGUCAGGAGAAGCAGAAAUUGAUGAGGUCCGCGGUUUGCUUUCUAACAUUGACCCAAAGCGUCCCUGGCUCCUGAUUUUAGACAACGCCGACAAUCCAAAAGUCGAUUACAACCAGUACUGCCCCUCUGGUGCUCGAGGCACAGUUCUCAUUACGUCUCGGAACCCUGAGUGCCAAAGAUAUGCGACAGUCGGUCACGAGGAUCUUGGCAGUUUGGACAACAAAGACUGCAUUAACCUCCUCCUACAAUCGAUGCAGUUAACUAUUGCAGAAUCGUCGACAAUCAACUCCGAUGCUGAGAGAGUCAUUGAGGUUUUAGGUUCACACACGCUCGCCAUACUGCAGGCUGGCGCGUACAUCGCCACAGGUAUAUGUACUUUAAGCGAAUAUCCUGGCGUAUUCCAAAAACAAAAUGAACAGGUCCUCAAAUUUAACUUGACCCAGGACCAAUCAAGAUAUCGCAACGUUUUCGCGACAUUGGAAGCAUCGGCAGAAAUCUUGGACCCACCCCAAUCGGCAAAUGCUGAAGAUUCCCUAUAUCUUCUCCGAGCAUUGUCACCACUGCAUUAUGAAAAUGUACCUCUGGGUCUUUUUGCAGGCGCGUGGCAAGGCGCGCAGUAUGUGGGGAAAUACCUUGAAUACGAUGAGAGCGAACGCCUAACUAAUGAGCACGUGUCCCAACUUCCAGAUUUCCUUGAAUGUCAUAGCCAUACCUGGGAUCAGUCUCGUUUGUUGAAGGCUGCGAACCUGCUUGAAUCGCUUGCUCUGAUUAGAAAGAGUGGUGAUGGUGAUCAAUUGACUAUAUCUAUGCAUCCACUCAUACACAGCUGGAUAAAUCUCCGUCAAGAACCUGCUCAGGAAGAAGAAUCUCUUCGCAUGGCUCAGUGCAUCAUAGCACUCUCCCAAUACUAUCAACCCGAUUGGCAGCCGUAUCGAAAUCGCAUAGGGGUCCACGUAUUGUCAGUACUCCAAAGAAGUUCACUCACCCAUGGAUGGGAGCGUCAUCUGUUAGUACCAGUAUAUGUCCACAUUGCCUGGUUACUGCACGAGUUGCGAUAUGACCAAAAGCUGGAAGAACUUCUCCGAUAUAUUUUUACCAAACUACGCCUCGACCCUGAUAACCCAAGUGAGCAGUUUCUAUCCAUUUUUGACAUCGCAGCGACCAACGCCAACUAUCGAGGAAAAAUAGCACGUUCGAUUAAAAUAUCAACAUUCUUACUCCGAAUCCAAGAAAAAACACUUAAUGAGACGCAUCCCGAUCGACUUUCCUCGCAGCAUGGACUUGCAUGCGCAUAUGUAAAGAACGGGCAAAUAGAAGAAGCUAUUGAUCUAUUUCAACAAAUAGUUAAGAUUCGAGAAACAACACAUAAUGAAACGCAUCCCGAUCGACUUUCCUCGCAGCAUGGACUUGCAUGCGCAUAUGUAAAGAACGGGCAAAUAGAAGAAGCUAUUGAUCUAUUUCAACAAGUAAUCCAGAUUCGAGAAACAACUCUUAAUAAAACGCAUCCCAAUCGACUUGCCUCGCAGUAUGGACUUGCAUGCGCAUAUCUAAAGAACGGACAAAUAGAAGAAGCUAUUGAUCUAUUUCAACAAGUAGUCAAGAUUCAGGAAAUAACACUUGAUGAAACGCAUCCCGAUCGACUUGCCUCGCAGCAUGGACUUGCGUGCGCAUAUCUACCUGAGAAUGGGCAAGUAGAAGAAGCUAUUGAUCUAUUUCAACAAGUAGUCAAGAUUCAGGAAAUAACACUUGAUGAAACGCAUCCCGAUCGACUUGCCUCGCAGCAUGAACUUGCUAGGGCAUAUCUAGAGAACGAGCAAAUCGAAAAAGCUAUUGAUCUAUUUCAACAAGUAGUUAAGAUUCGAGAAACAACACUUCAUGAAACGCAUCCCGAUCGACUUGCCUCGCAGCAUGAACUUGCUAGGGCAUAUCUAGAGAACGGGCAAGUAGAAGAAGCUAUUGAUCUAUUUCAACAAGUAGUUAAGAUUCGAGAAACAACACUUAAUGAAACGCAUCCCAGUCGACUCAUCUCGCAACGUUCGCUUGCCUACGCGCUUCAAGUCUAUGCCGAGAGGGACCAACGACAUUCCUCCUCUGAAUCAAAUACAUCAGAAGAGCAACGUGUACCGCAGAAGGCAAAGCGUCAGAGACUACGACGCUUUCUAUCUCAUGGGCUGAGGCGUAUAGUGGGUCGCCGCAAUGUCAAUGUCGCGCCUAUAUCAGAGCAGGAGGAUGAAGGCGGAGGCGAGGUCGAUAGUUAG
Molecule: messenger RNA, 3381 nt
Organism: Annulohypoxylon maeteangense
Lineage: Eukaryota; Fungi; Ascomycota; Sordariomycetes; Xylariales; Hypoxylaceae
Product: TPR-like protein
Exons: 7
Coding region: 1-3381 (1126 amino acids)
Molecular function (GO): protein binding; ADP binding
Source: RefSeq, a predicted model, not a curated record